Molecule: messenger RNA, 2013 nt
Organism: Petromyzon marinus (sea lamprey)
Lineage: Eukaryota; Metazoa; Chordata; Hyperoartia; Petromyzontiformes; Petromyzontidae
Source: RefSeq, a predicted model, not a curated record
AUGGCCGCACAGCGCCGGCUCCCUGGAGCUCCUCGCGUUGGCUGCAGCAGCAGCAGCGGCACGAGCCAGGGCACGGGGCGCGUUCGAGAGCUCCUCGCCGAGGAGAUGGAGCGAUUAAGUCAGCUCGUGUGCGGGAGCGAGGCUGAUCUGGGAGCCGUGGCCGGCAGGGGACUCCGACAGGGGACUCCGACAGGGGACUCCGACAGGGGACUCCGACAGGGGACUCCGACAGGGGACUCCGACAGGGGACUCCGACAGGGGACUCCGACAGGGGACUCCGACAGGGGACUCCGACAGGGGACUCCGACAGGGGACUCCGACAGGGGACUCCGACAGGGGACUCCGGCAGGGGACUCCGACAGGGGACUCCGACAGGGGACUCCGACAGGGGACUCCGACAGGGGACUCCGACAGGGGACUCCGACAGGGGACUCCGACAGGGGACUCCGACAGGGGACUCCGACAGGAGACUCCGACAGGGGACUCCGACAGGGGACUCCGACAGGGGACUCCGGCAGGGGACUCCGACAGGGGACUCCGACAGGGGACUCCGACAGGAGACUCCGACAGGGGACUCCGACAGGGGACUCCGACAGGGGACUCCGGCAGGGGACUCCGACAGGGGACUCCGACAGGGGACUCCGACAGGGGACUCCGACAGGGGACUCCGACAGGAGACUCCGACAGGGGACUCCGACAGGGGACUCCGGCAGGGGACUCCGACAGGGGACUCCGACAGGGGACUCCGACAGGGGACUCCGACAGGGGACUCCGACAGGGGACUCCGACAGGGGACUCCGACAGGAGACUCCGACAGGGGACUCCGACAGGAGACUCCGACAGGGGACUCCGGCAGGGGACUCCGACAGGAGACUCCGACAGGAGACUCCGACAGGGGACUCCGACAGGGGACUCCGGCAGGGGACUCCGGCAGGGGACUCCGACAGGGGACUCCGGCAGGGGACUCCGGCAGGGGACUCAGGCAGGGGACUCCGACAGGGGACUCCGACAGGGGACUCCGACAGGGGACUCCGACAGGGGACUCCGACAGGGGACUCCGACAGGGGACUCCGACAGGAGACUCCGACAGGGGACUCCGGCAGGGGACUCCGACAGGAGACUCCGACAGGGGACUCCGACAGGGGACUCCGGCAGGGGACUCCGGCAGGGGACUCCGGCAGGGGACUCCGACAGGGGACUCCGACAGGGGACUCCGGCAGGGGACUCCGUCAGGGGACUCCGACAGGGGACUCCGGCAGGGGACUCCGGCAGGGGACUCCGACAGGGGACUCCGACAGGGGACUCCGACAGGGGACUCCGACAGGGGACUCCGACAGGAGACUCCGACAGGGGACUCCGACAGGGGACUCCGGCAGGGGACUCCGACAGGGGACUCCGACAGGGGACUCCGACAGGGGACUCCGGCAGGGGACUCCGACAGGGGACUCCGGCAGGGGACUCCGACAGGGGACUCCGGCAGGGGACUCCGGCAGGGGACUCCGGCAGGGGACUCCGACAGGAGACUCCGACAGGGGACUCCGACAGGAGACUCCGACAGGAGACUCCGACAGGAGACUCCGACAGGGGACUCCGACAGGGGACUCCGGCAGGGGACUCCGGCAGGGGACUCCGACAGGGGACUCCGACAGGGGACUCCGACAGGAGACUCCGACAGGGGACUCCGACAGGGGACUCCGACAGGGGACUCCGGCAGGGGACUCUGACAGGAGAUUCCGACAGGGGACUCCGACAGGGGACUCCGACAGGGGACUCCGGCAGGGGACUCCGACAGGAGACUCCGACAGGGGACUCCGGCUCGGCAGCGACGAUGCAGACGGGACCACGAACACUCCCAGGAGCGCUCCCAUCACAGACGCAACGAGGCCCUCGAGCGAUGACAAUCACGCGGUCGGCACUUGGGGAGACAAAGACGGUCGCUGCUGCUCCUCCGAGUCGCGCGGCGCUCACGCGAGCCGCGAGCAGCAGCAGCAGCAGCAUCGGUGGACCGAGUAA